Molecule: messenger RNA, 7192 nt
Organism: Thunnus maccoyii (southern bluefin tuna)
Lineage: Eukaryota; Metazoa; Chordata; Actinopteri; Scombriformes; Scombridae
Gene: kcnt1a
Product: potassium sodium-activated channel subfamily T member 1a
Exons: 32
Coding region: 155-4012 (1285 amino acids)
Biological process (GO): potassium ion transport
Cellular component (GO): membrane
Molecular function (GO): intracellular sodium-activated potassium channel activity
Source: RefSeq, a predicted model, not a curated record
AGCUGUUUUCUCUCUGCGAGCUCGCGCUGUUUGUCCCGGCUCAGAUGCAGCCGAAGCCGCGCGUGAACCAACGUUGGAGGUUUCUCAUAUGCAGCAGCCCCAAGCAGGCGCAUCACACACCGGGUGAGCUGAAGACAUCAUCAAGAGGAGCGAAAUGACGCUCCCUGCCGGCAACGAGGCCGCGGAACUCACGCGCUGGGUCAGCCGCAACAACGCCUCCACGCGCUCCUCCGACAGUCGUGCAAUCAUGGCGUGGGAGUCCAAUUGCAGACCGAGCUCCUCUCCAGCGCCGCUCCAGACCAACAGCAACAGCAGCGGGGUUAUUUUAGACAUCUCCACCCUUAAGAUGGAGCAGCAGGAGAGCGAGGUGCCUCCGCUGCCACCCCGCUUCCGCUUCAGAGACCUGCUGCUCGGGGACCAGAGCUUCCAGAAUGAUGACAGGGUGCAGGUCGAGUUUUAUGUGAAUGAAAACACCUUCAAGGAGCGCCUGAAGCUUUUCUUCAUCAAAAACCAAAGAUCAAGCCUUAGAAUUCGUGUAUUCAACUUCUCCCUGAAGCUGCUCACCUGUCUGCUGUACAUAAUCCGAGUGGUGACAGACAACCCCGGUCAGAGCGCCAUCGCCAGCCCCAGCGCAGGACAGCAAAACGCUCCCAGCGGCAACAACAAAUGCGUUGAUUGCCAGUGGAACGGAUCAGUGCAGGACAGAGAAAUUAACUGGGAGUUGAUCUUUUGGGUGGAUAGGAAGGUUCCUGUCUGGGCCAUUCAAGUGAUUGUGGCCAUCAUUAGUUUCCUGGAGACUAUGUUACUGAUGUAUCUGAGCUACAAGGGGAACAUUUGGGAGCAGAUAUUCCAGGUGUCGUAUCUUCUGGAGAUGAUCAACACAGUUCCCUUCAUCAUUACGAUCUUCUGGCCCUCAAUAAGGAACAUCUUCAUUCCCGUGUUUCUCAACUGUUGGCUGGCCAAAUGUGCUUUGGAGAACAUGAUUAAUGAUGUCCACAGAGCGAUCCAGAGGACCAACUCAGCCAUGUUCAACCAGGUUCUCAUUCUCAUCUGUACUCUGCUCUGCCUCGUCUUCACUGGCACAUGUGGAAUCCAGCACCUGGAGCGAGCAGGAAAAAACCUCUCCCUCUUCAAUUCCUUCUACUUCUGCAUCGUCACUUUCUCCACCGUGGGCUUCGGAGACGUCACUCCCCGCAUAUGGCCGUCCCAGCUGCUGGUAGUCAUUAUGAUCUGUGUGGCUCUGGUGGUGCUGCCUCUGCAAUUUGAGGAGCUGAUCUACCUGUGGAUGGAGAGACAGAAGUCUGGAGGGAAUUACAGCCGCCACCGAGCGCAGACAGAGAAACAUGUAGUGCUGUGUGUCAGCGCGCUCAAAAUAGACCUUCUCAUGGAUUUUCUCAAUGAAUUCUACGCUCAUCCCAGACUGCAGGAUUACUACGUAGUGAUCCUGUGCCCAAGUGAAAUGGACCUCCAGGUGCGGAGAGUGCUGCAGAUCCCUCUGUGGUCUCAAAGGGUCAUCUAUCUGCAAGGAUCUGUUCUCAAAGACCAGGACCUGCUGAGAGCCAAAAUGGAUGAUGCCGAGGCUUGUUUCAUUCUAAGCAGUCGUAAUGAGGUGGAUCGCAUGGCUGCGGACCAUCAGACCAUCCUGAGAGCCUGGGCGGUGAAGGACUUUGCCCCAAACUGCCCCCUUUAUGUUCAGAUACUCAAACCUGAAAAUAAGUUCCAUGUCAAAUUUGCAGAUCACGUUGUGUGUGAGGAAGAGUUCAAGUAUGCCAUGUUGGCUCUCAACUGCGUGUGUCCUGCCACCUCCACCUUGGUCACACUCCUUGUGCACACCUCCCGUGGACGAGAGGUGAAUAAGCCCCCAAAGACAAAAGUUCAUUGUGGAGCACGGCAGGAAGUAAAAGAAGGACAACAGUCUCCGGAGCAGUGGCAGAGGAUGUAUGGAUGUUGCUCCGGCAACGAGGUCUACCACAUCCGACUGUGUGACAGCAAGUUCUUUGGAGAGUAUAAUGGCAAAAGCUUCACAUAUGCUUCCUUUCAUGCUCACAAGAAGUAUGGCGUGUGUUUGAUCGGUAUAAAGAGGGAGGACAACAAGAGCAUUCUGCUGAACCCUGGUCCACACCACAUCAUGGCUGCCACAGACACCUGCUACUACAUCAACAUCACCAAGGAGGAGAACUCAGCCUUCAUCUUCAACCAGGAGGAGAGGAAGGGGCGUCCUGUGGGGGGAAUCUAUGAUGGACCCUCACAGCUUCCUGUGCACAGCAUCAUUGCUAGCAUGGGCACUGUUGCCAUGGAUCUUCAGAAUACGAGUCCACCUGACGUCUCAAGUGAUAAACUGGUCCCACCUACAGUAAAUGGGACAGGGAGCCGCCGGCCGAGCAUCGCUCCAGUUCAGGAGAUUGCGGACUCCUCCUCAAUCCUGCCAUGUGACCUCCUUAGUGACCAAUCAGAGGAUGACUCCGUCUUCAUAGAUGAGAAAGGCCACUCGUCUACUGAGUAUGUGAAAGGUUAUCCCCCUAACUCUCCGUACAUUGGGAGCUCGCCCACCUUGUGCCAUCUGUUGGCUGAGAAAGCCCCGUUCUGCUGCCUACGACUGGACCAGGGUUGCAGGCACAACAGCUUUGAGGAUGCGAAGGCUUACGGUUUUAAAAACAAGCUCAUCAUUGUUUCCGCUGAGACUGCAGGGAACGGUCUCUAUAACUUUAUCGUGCCCCUCAGAGCUUAUUACAGACCCAGGAAAGAACUCAACCCGAUUGUCUUGCUACUGGAUAACCCGCCAGAUAAUCACUUUCUGGAGGCUAUCUGCUGUUUUCCGAUGGUUUACUACAUGGCUGGAACCAUAGACAAUCUAGACAGCCUGCUGCAGUGUGGCAUCAUAUACGCAGAUAAUUUGGUUGUUGUGGAUAAAGAGAGUACAAUGAGUGCUGAGGAGGAUUACAUGGCUGAUGCCAAAACUAUUGUCAACGUACAGACAAUGUUCAGGUUGUUUCCCAGUCUCAGCAUCAUCACAGAGCUUACUCAUCCAUCUAACAUGAGGUUCAUGCAGUUCAGAGCUAAGGAUUGCUAUUCAUUGGCUCUCUCCAAGCUGGAGAAAGUAAGACAUACAAGAGAUAUGUCAAGUGUGGUAUUGAUGAAGGAGCGCGAUAAAGGCUCCAACUUGGCCUUCAUGUUUCGCCUACCUUUCGCUGCUGGCAGAGUGUUCAGUAUCAGCAUGCUGGACACCCUGCUUUACCAGUCUUUUGUGAAGGACUACAUGAUCCUUAUUGCAAGGCUGCUGCUGGGACUGGACACCACACCAGGAUCAGGAUACCUCUGUGCUAUGAAAGUAACUGAGGAAGAUCUAUGGAUUAGUACUUAUGGCAGACUUUUCCAGAAGCUCUGCUCCUCUAGUGCAGAAAUUCCUAUUGGGAUAUAUCGGACAGAGUCACACAUUUUCUCUACUUCUGAGUCUCAGGUGUCAGUCAGCGUUGAUGAGUGUGAGGACACGAAGGACAGGGGUGACGAAUCUCAGAGCAACGACCCGUCAGAUCACCCCCUGCUGAGGAAGAAGAGCAUGCAGUGGGCACGGCGUCUGAGUAAGAAAAGUGUUAGGUGGCAGGGGGUGAACCGGGACUCGAGCAAGGACCACACCCAACGCAUUGCUCAGCAGCGCCUCAACCUCUACCGACGCUCUGAAAGGGAGGAGCUGUCUGAGCUGGUCCGCAACCGCAUGAGGCACCUGGGCCUCCCCACUUCAGGAUAUGAAGACCUAACUAAUCUGACAGCCAGUGACGUCAUGAACAGAGUCAAUCUGGGAUACCUACAAGAUGAGCAGAAUGAUCACCAAAACACUCUGUCCUACGUCCUGAUUAACCCUUCUCCCGACACCAGGCUGGAGCUCAAUGACAUUGUGUACUUGAUUCGUUCGGACCCUCUGGCUCACGUUCCUGAGGAGCCUCCUGUCCACAGCAGCAGUCUGAAAGAGAGACAGGAGUCUUGCACAGACACCAGAGAGGACACCCAGCUCUGAUACCGCGCUGAACUUGGUUCACUUCCUCCUAAUCAGCCCACUUUGGCUUUCCUGGAGGCCUUGUUGCGUCCAUGCAGAUCCAGUCUGAAAGAGGGCAGUUUGUGCUGUAAUGUUCCAGCACUGCAGUCUACUACUGUAUUAUAUGAGUGCCUACUAUUUGGCAGAUGACAUUUGACAUCAUCUGUGACAUUUUCAUUCUCUUGCCACAGACAUCAUAUAUAAGAAUGGUGUAUUCAUUUCUAUGAAAGCGCUUUCAGAUGAGCAGUUGGGGACCAGCUUGUUAACAGAUGAUUGCCGCUAACUGAAGGGAUUUCAGUCAGGUCUGUUGUCCCUGCAGUGUUACCCUUGGUUUGGCUUAAUCUGAUUCACCAAACAAAAGAAUUAAGAUCACAGGACCACCUUUAUGCUUUUUAUUGUCAUGAGGCCUCCUGAAAUUCAGGUUUUUGGGUUGUAGCUCCCUCAGGAAAAUUUGAACAUCAAGAUCAGAUGUUUUGAGAUGCAGGGGUUGGUGACUCUGACCAGGAUUAAAUCGGGCAUUAUCAGUCAUUUCUUGACUUGGGUAGGUUGUGCACUUUAUGAAGAGAUUACCAGAAACCAGAUGCACAUACAGUACAGUAUUCUAAAAUUUCCUAAACAGUACACACCAACCUAUUUACCACCCGUUGCAUAAAAACAAACAUAACCUUCAACACUAUGUGACUUAAAUGAAAUAUGUCCAUUAAAGCUUUCAUUUAAAGCUUAAUUUUUGUAGCUGAACAAUAGAGGUAGUUAUUCAGUGCUGUAGAGUCCUAAUUAGUACGUAAUGUACAAACAAUGAUGGUUACUUAUAUGUUCGCUGCAGUACAUUUCUUUAGGUUAGAUGAGGUUUUGCACUUCAAGGACUUAGUUCAACCCUUUAAACAGGCCGUGCCAUAUAAUCAAUAUUGUGCCAUAAAGGAUUUAUUUGAUGUUUACUAUAUUAGUCAUCAGAGAACCUAAUUUGUCUUUCAACGCUGUUCAGUGAAAGAAUUUGCUCAUUAAUUUCACAUUCGUGGCUAUACGGGCGAGGUAUGUAUUUUGAAAAUGCUACAUCUUGUACACAAGAAAUCUCUCUUUGACUUCGUACAUAUUUAAAUGUUGAAAAUAAGUGUACUUGAGUAUCAUUUUAUUUUGCACAUUAAAGUGCAAUAUGAUAAAAAAAAAACCUGCUGAAACUGUUAUGAGUUGGAUAAUAAUUUAGUCUUAGCGUUGCUAGCGUUUCUUGGAAGGAUGGAUGGAUGUGGAUAAUUGGUACGAUUUUAAGAUGAGCUAUCCCAAUUCAACUCUCACUACUGACAUUGUCUUCUCUACAUUUAAUUAUGUGAGAGUUCAUUUAUGUGUUACUAAACAGAGCAGACGAGGUAAAGGAUUGUCAUUUUCAAACAACGUAACGUGACUCCUUUCCUAAUGAGGUUGACUGACUGAAACAUCACAUUUUUUUAGACUAAAGGUCUGUUUUGUAUUGUUUCUGAGUUUCACUUGGCAUUAAACCUUAAACACAUUGAUGAAAAUACUGUAACUGAACCCUUUGCAUGAAGCAAAUAGUCAGAAAUAUGCCAGUUGAAUGUCAAGGCUAUAUAGUAUUCAUCUUUACACAUUUAAGAAAUUUCUGUUCAUACGUCUUGUCAAUCAAGCAAACAAUUACUGUAAAAUAUGUUGUGAAAAAUAUUCAGAUCCAUUCUAUGUUUUCCAUUUAUUUGUUAUAUAUUUAACAUUACAGUCCUUUUUGGGGUUCUGGAGACUCUAGGUCUUCUUUAACAACUGAAAAACCAUCCUUAACAUUGUUUUACCACCUUGAUACUUCAUGACUUCUUUCUUAUGUGAGAAUUGCUAUGAUUUUUAAAUGUUGACAUGUUUCAGUAGUUCGCUACAGACAACUACUUCUGUUUGAGGUCUCAGCCGUAAAACGUGGUUAAAUACAGUGGAUUUGCAUCUGCUCUGUAUCUGUGAUUGGUGUUGACAGAACUUUUUUGGAGUUUUGUAACAGUUUGUUCAUAAGAGGUCCCUGUUAAACCUCUCUGGGGUCUAUUUAACCCUCAAGCAUAAAUAGCAUCACUAUGAAGGAUAGCAAUGUACAUUUCUUUGUCUGUGAAUGAGUUUUUGCCAACCAAAAGGAUUAUGUGUUUGUUUAUGCCUAGCCCAUAUAACAUAUAAAACAUGAAAUAUUUCCUUAUUUUGAAUUAUAAUAAAGCUUUAUGGUCAUUUUGAUAGGUCCAGUUUGUGGCAAAGGGAUAAGUUACCACUUUUUUCUAUAUGAUGGGAUUUAAAAGGUCAGAAAAAAAUAUUUCAAGGAGAAAAAUUGGUUGAUUUUGGUUGGCAAUUAUUAUUUUUACACAUAGCAAUGUCAACAAAACACAAGGGUUAAUGUAAAAUGUGUGAUUUUUUUGCCCAUCACGAAUCAUUCAGAAAUCUGCAAGUUUAUUAAGAUUCAGAUACAGAAACCUCACUUGCUUUAUAUAUUCAGACGAUUUUUCAGGACUUUGUAGAGUCACUGUUCACAGUGGUUACAGCUGUGUUACAAGAGAAACUGUACAACCAGUCUAAGGUCAUGUACAGUCUAGAGCUUUUAAAAGACAUUUCUACAUUUGGCUCGGUGUCAGUAUUCCUGUAAUCCUGACUAUGUGUCCCUGCCACCGAAAACUUCUCAUAGCAUAAUGCUGUCACUUCACUGUAGAGACAAUUUAAUCCAAGUAAGGAGCAGCGGCUUUUUUGCCACAUGCAGCACCAGGCAAUCAGGCCAGACAGUUCAAUUUUUGUCUCAUUAGGCUAUAGAAAAUUUCAGUUUCUUUAAGUGUCGUUUGAUAUCUCCAGUCUGGCUGUAAUGUGUGUUUUAGUCAAAAGUGGCUUUCAGUCUAGACACUAUAAAGGAUUGAUUGAUAAAGUGCUGCAGAGUGUUUCUCUUCCUGGCUGCAGGUUUUUACCUUCUUUGCAGAGUUAUUCUGAAAUUAUUUGAAAGGUUGUUGGGUUCUUUUUGACAACUCUUGUUAGUGCAGGUUAAAGAAUAUGGCUGGACAGCAAGCCUCAGGAGAAGAGUCGGUGGUUUUGACAACCAAUUUCAUAAUGAUGGAGCGCAUUAUAAUUCUUGGAAGAUAAUUAGCCACAUGGCUCUAUUAAUGUGUUAGUCUGUUGGUCUAGUCUGAAAUAUCUCAACAAUUAUGGAUC